AUGCCAGGUUUCUUAUUCUUCCUCUUUUGUUUCUUGGCAUCACUAGUCACAAUAUCAUUCUCCUCAGACAUCUUAACCUCAACACAAACUCUUCUAACCAACCAAACCCUCGUAUCACCAAGCCAGGUCUUCGCUCUGGGCUUCUUUUCCAAGACCAAUUCGUCUUGGUACUUAGGCAUAUGGUACCACAACAUCAGCGACGGAACUGUAGUAUGGGUGGCCAACAGAGACAACCCUCUCCACAACUCCACAGGAUUUCUAACCAUCGGAGAAAACAAAAACAUGGUUCUAACAACUCCAUCAGGGGACCCCGUUUGGUCCUCCAAUAUCACCAAAGCCAACAACCCCGUUCUUCAGCUUUUGGACACAGGAAACCUAGUUCUCAGAGAAGCAGACGUAACUGAUCCCACAAACUAUCUCUGGCAAAGCUUCGAUUAUCCAACGGACACACUCUUACCUGGGAUGAAAAUGGGGUGGAACCUAGAUACUGGAGUGGAAAAACACUUAACCUCGUGGAUAAACACAGGGCAAGACCCUUCAAGUGGAGAUUACUCUUUCAAGAUAGAUCCUCGUGGGAUACCAGAAAUUUUCUUGAGGUACCAAGAUAAAAAGGAAAUGUAUAGAAGUGGGCCUUGGAACGGUGAGAGAUUCAGUGGAGUACCAGAGAUGCAACCUGACACUGAUUCUAUCAUGUUUAAUUUUUCAUAUGAUAACCAUGGUGUGCACUAUUCCUUCUCCAUUGGCAACCGUUCUAUUUUAUCGAGGCUAGUUGUCACUUCGAGUGGUCAACUUCAGCGUCGUACAUGGGUGCCAAGCAGCAACACAUGGACCACGUUUUGGUAUGCACCUAAGGAUCAGUGUGAUGGUUACAGAGCGUGUGGUUCUUAUGGUUUAUGUGACUCUAACGCCUCGCCGGUUUGCACCUGUAUGAGAGGGUUCAGGCCAAGAAACCAGCAAGCGUGGAAUUUGAGAGAUGGGUCUGAUGGGUGUGUGAGAAACACGGACUUGGAUUGUGGGACUGACAAGUUUUUGCAUGUGGAGGACGUGAAAUUGCCGGAGACAAGUACUGUGUUUGCUAACAGGAGCAUGAACCUACAAGAGUGUGAAGCUUUGUGUCGCAUGAAUUGUUCUUGCACUGCUUAUUCCAACAUUGAGAUCACAAACGGAGGAACCGGCUGCAUGACGUGGAGUGGUGAACUCAUAGACAUGAGACUGUAUCCAAAGGGUGGACAAGAUCUCUUUGUCAGAUUAGCAGCUUCUGAUGCAGAUGACACAAGAUCUGCAGAUGGCUCUCACAAGACAAACCAUACUGGCGAGAUUGUAGGAAUUACAAUUUCUGCAGCUGUAGUAAUUUUGGGAUUGGUUGUGAUUUUCUUCAAGAGGAUGAAAGUGUUAAGUAUAUCGAAUGUGAAGACUGCCCCUAGAGUUUCUUUCCAAAGAAGUAGAGAAUUGCUUACAAGUGACGGGUUAUUUUCAACUAAUAGAGAGAACUCGGGAGAAAGGAACAUGGAUGACAUUGAGUUGCCAAUGUUUGAUUUUAAUACCUUAACAAUGGCCACAGACAACUUCUCUGAAGCGAAUAAACUUGGACAAGGAGGGUUUGGUAUUGUUUACAGGGGAAGGUUGAUGGAAGGGCAUGAUAUUGCUGUCAAGAGGUUAUCAAAAAACUCCGUGCAAGGAGUUGAAGAAUUUAAGAAUGAGGUCAAGUUAAUUGUCAGGCUUCAACAUAGAAAUCUUGUUCGGCUCUUUGGAUGCUGCAUUGAGAUGGAUGAGAAGUUGCUAGUGUAUGAGUACAUGGAAAAUAGAAGCCUUUAUUCCAUUUUGUUUG
Molecule: messenger RNA, 1828 nt
Organism: Sphenostylis stenocarpa
Lineage: Eukaryota; Viridiplantae; Streptophyta; Magnoliopsida; Fabales; Fabaceae
Source: the annotation of a GenBank genome assembly